CUAUUCUCACGUUAUCAGUUAUGCGUUAUUCAUCGGAGUGUUUAAAUAUUCUGUAGUAUAAUAAGCACAGGGUAAAGCGAUGGCACUUUUUAACAGAACGGAAAUUGGGUUAAGGAAAACAGGGACAACUGUAAACGUCCCUAACGACCCAAAUGCGAGGUUGUGUACUAUUUAAACAGCAUGUGCUCGGUACUGAAACUUGAUGACAAUCCAGAUGUGAACAGAUUACGUCAAUAUCACAACUACUACAUGCUAACACAAUCAGAUACAAACCUGCUCAUCAGUCUUUGCUUAUUGUUAAAGCCGGAUGUUCUUUUGAACAAGUGCAUCUUCCAGGACGACAAUAUUUGUGGUGAUUGUAACAAUGAGUUUUUUGAUUUAGAGACAGUGAGAAAUAACUUAUUGGUCGCUGGGUCCAUAAUGAUCGGUGGACAACAGAAAAGAGUGUCAAAAAUCAUGGCAUUCAAAAUGUCAUGGCUACAACUGUAUUGGAUUGAUCCGAUGAAAACUUUACUGGAAAGACAAAAGAGGGAAGAACUACUGAGAAAGCAGAGAGAAGAAAGACAACGACGGGAAAGAGAAGAUGCAAUUAGAAGACAAAGCGAAAUAAGGCAAAGACAAGAAAGGGAAAGGGCUGCUGCUGAGUUGAGAAGACGUAAUGAAGCGCAGUACACAUAUCGACACGUGGAAAAUAGUUCGACGUUUGUCAUACUGUAAAAAAACUGACUUAUUUACGUUAUUUGCUCUAUUAAACACACACUUAUUUGACUUAGACCAACGCUUGAUUUUUGUUG
Molecule: messenger RNA, 794 nt
Organism: Ruditapes philippinarum (Manila clam)
Lineage: Eukaryota; Metazoa; Mollusca; Bivalvia; Venerida; Veneridae
Exons: 1
Coding region: 181-717 (178 amino acids)
Source: RefSeq, a predicted model, not a curated record